CUCGUGGGCUCUCCCUCCUCCCGCCGCGCCGCCGCUUCCUCUCUCCUUCAUUCAUUGCCCUUCGCUCGCGCCGGGGGAGCGAUGGCAGCGCAGGCUGGGGGAGGCGGAGGGGGCCGCGCCAAGGCCUUGGAGCUGCUGCGGACCUUGCCCAGGGUCAGCCUCGCCAAUCUACGGCCGAACGAUGGCGCCCGGAGUCGGGAAAAGAGUCGGCGUGAAAAGACUCAAUGGAGGAAAACAACUCACAGAAGCCAGUGGAAAAGAGGAACUCGUCCUCGAUUAGGCUUUGAAGGAGGCCAAACUCCAUUUUAUCUAGUUAUUCCAAAAUAUGGCUACAAUAAAGGUCACCACCUCAGGCGCCAGUAUCCGCCUCUCACUCUCAAAAGGCUACAGUACCUGAUUGACUUAGGUAGAGUUGACCCCACACAACCAAUAGACCUCACGCAGCUGGUAAAUGCCAGAGGUGUAACAAUACAGCCACUCAAAAGAGAUUAUGGUAUCCAACUUGUGGAGGAGGGUGCCGAUACAUUUGCAGCAAAAAUUAAUAUUGAAGUACAGAUAGCAUCUGAACUCGCCAUUGCUGCUAUUGAAAAAAAUGGUGGCGUUAUUACUACAGCCUUCUAUGAUCCAAGGAGUGUGGGUAUUCUUUGCAAGCCAGUGCCCUUUUUCCUACAAGGCAAGCCUAUUCCAAAGCGAAUGCUUCCUCCUGAAAAUCUUGUCCGUUACUAUACAGAUCCUAAUAAUCGUGGCUACCUGGCUGAUCCAUCGAAGAUUUCAGAAGCAAGACUAGAGCUUUCCAAGAAAUAUGGUUAUGUCUUACCAGAUAUUACAAAAGAUGAACUCUUCCAAAUGCUGAGCACACGCAAGGACCCCAGACAGAUUUUCUUUGGCCUUGCUCCAGGUUGGGUGGUAAACAUGCCAGAAAAGAAAAUUCUGAAACCAACAGAUGAGCGCUUGCUAAAAUACUACAGCUCAUGAAUGCUCAGGUUGGAGGCAACUGUUAAAAGAACUCAAUACACAAAACUGUAUUGUCACUAUUUUAUAUUAAUAAACAGCUAGUCACGGUACAAAUAAAAUAAUAAAAUGUUGACUGUAUAAUAGUUCCAUAAUCUGUUCUUUAAAAAUUCCUCCUUUAUGUGAGAUAAGUUGAUUGGUAUCAGGAUUUCCUUAUAAAUGUGCUUUUCACCUGCUUA
Podarcis muralis (Common wall lizard) is the source of this 1190-nucleotide messenger RNA. It is a transcript of the gene MRPL15, whose product is annotated as mitochondrial ribosomal protein L15. Gene Ontology annotation, molecular function: structural constituent of ribosome. Gene Ontology annotation, cellular component: mitochondrial large ribosomal subunit. Gene Ontology annotation, biological process: translation. The record is from RefSeq and is a predicted model, not a curated record. Lineage: Eukaryota; Metazoa; Chordata; Lepidosauria; Squamata; Lacertidae.